GAAAUGGAAGGAAGUUCCUAAUCUAGCAAAAGAUAGAAUUGUUGCUCAUAUGCUGGACACCUUUCUACUUCCAGACACACAACACAAUCGAGAUACUAUCCUUCAAACAGCUAAUAAUUUAUACCGAUAUCGUCGUAGUAGACUCCACGAUCAUUUCAAGAAAUUUGCUUCGAAUGAGGAAAGCUUGCAGAACAUGCCGGCAGAAGUUAAUGAAGCUGAAUGGAAUUUCUUAGUGGACUAUUUCAGUUCUGAUGCUUUUAAGGAUAAGCUAACAGAAAUUGUGGCCGAACAAACUCAAGAAGUGGAAGAGGAUACUGAUGUGGACCCAAUUAUUAAUGCUGCUUUUGUGAAACUUGUUGGAGAAAAGUCAGGAUAUUGCCGCGGUCAAGGAUCGGGAGUCAUGCCAGCUAGUAGGAGAUCUAUGCAUGUAACUCAAGAGCAACUGCAAGCACAACAGAAAGAGGUGGAAGAAGAACGUCAUAAACGAGAGAAUGUAGAGUGUAAACUAAUAGAAGUGGAAAAUCAACUUGCGGAGGAGCGGAAAAAACGAGAAAUCAUGGAAGCUCGUCUAGUGGGUGAUCAAAAAAUAUUAAAACAGGGCAUGAUGGCACUAGUAUCCCAUAUACAAAGUUCCGAGAUGAGACAAGUCCUACAAGUCUUAUGGAUGAUAGCAUGGAUGAGUAGCAUUCCUGACAUCUGGUUCAUGUAGUGCACAAGCUGGUGGAAGAAGAUUUAUUUUUUGGGUUAAUAUUAGAAUAGAACUUAAGGACCUUGAAUAUAUGAUACUUUUGUUUGUUUUGUAAGUAAAGAUAUACUUUUUAGGAUUAUUUAGCUUUUGAAAGUUAGUAUAUCCACUGCAUCAAUUUUAUGUA
This is a messenger RNA of Nicotiana tabacum (common tobacco), 872 nucleotides long. NCBI's taxonomy places the organism in Eukaryota, Viridiplantae, Streptophyta, Magnoliopsida, Solanales, Solanaceae. The record is from RefSeq and is a predicted model, not a curated record.